AAUAGGAACCCCCCAUGUUACGAGGCGCGGAGGCCGGCUCUCGCAACUCAAGAUGGCGGACGAGAGUGAGACAGCAGUGAAGCCGCCGGCACCUCCGCUGCCGCAGAUGAUGGAAGGGAACGGAAACGGCCAUGAGCACUGCAGCGAUUGCGAGAACGAGGAGGACAACAGCUACAACCGGGGUGGUUUGAGUCCAGCUAAUGACACUGGAGCCAAAAAGAAGAAAAAGAAACAAAAAAAGAAGAAAGAGAAAGGCAAUGAGACAGAUUCAGCCCAGGAUCAGCCUGUGAAGAUGAACUCUUUGCCAGCAGAGAGGAUCCAGGAAAUACAGAAGGCCAUUGAACUGUUUUCAGUGGGCCAGGGACCUGCCAAAACCAUGGAGGAGGCUAGCAAGCGAAGCUACCAGUUCUGGGACACGCAGCCUGUCCCCAAACUGGGAGAAGUGGUGAACACUCAUGGUCCCGUGGAGCCUGACAAAGACAACAUCCGCCAGGAGCCCUACACCCUGCCCCAGGGCUUCACCUGGGACGCCUUGGACCUGGGGGACCGGGGUGUGCUGAAAGAACUGUACACCCUCCUGAAUGAGAAUUAUGUGGAAGAUGAUGACAACAUGUUCCGAUUUGAUUAUUCCCCAGAAUUUCUUUUGUGGGCUCUCCGGCCACCUGGCUGGCUCCCCCAGUGGCACUGCGGGGUUCGAGUGGUCUCAAGUCGGAAACUGGUUGGGUUCAUUAGUGCCAUUCCAGCAAACAUCCACAUCUAUGACACAGAGAAGAAGAUGGUGGAGAUCAACUUCCUAUGUGUCCACAAGAAGCUGCGCUCUAAGAGGGUGGCUCCAGUCCUGAUCCGAGAGAUAACCCGGCGGGUUCACCUGGAGGGCAUUUUCCAAGCUGUGUACACUGCCGGGGUGGUAUUACCAAAGCCUGUUGGUACUUGCAGGUAUUGGCAUCGGUCCCUAAACCCACGGAAGCUGAUUGAAGUGAAGUUCUCCCACCUGAGCAGAAAUAUGACCAUGCAGCGUACCAUGAAGCUCUACCGACUGCCAGAGACUCCCAAGACAGCUGGGCUGCGACCAAUGGAAAAAAAGGACAUUCCAGUAGUGCACCAGCUUCUCACUAGGUACCUGAAGCAGUUCCACCUCACGCCAGUCAUGAGCCAGGAGGAAGUGGAGCACUGGUUCUACCCCCAGGAGAAUAUCAUCGACACUUUUGUGGUAGAGAAUGCAAAUGGUGAGGUGACAGAUUUCCUGAGCUUUUAUACGCUUCCCUCCACCAUCAUGAACCAUCCAACUCACAAGAGUCUAAAGGCUGCUUAUUCUUUCUACAACGUUCACACCCAGACCCCUCUUCUAGAUCUUAUGAGCGACGCCCUUGUUCUCGCCAAAAUGAAAGGGUUUGACGUGUUCAAUGCACUGGAUCUCAUGGAGAACAAAACCUUCCUGGAGAAGCUCAAGUUUGGCAUAGGGGACGGCAACCUGCAGUAUUAUCUUUAUAAUUGGAAGUGCCCCAGCAUGGGGGCAGAGAAGGUUGGGCUGGUGUUACAGUAACCAGUUGCCGGUGAGAUUCUGGACAAAGCCACUGAGAAUUCAAACCAGGAAAUGGAACCCCACCACUUGUUGGUCCAAUUUUCACAAACGUGAGAGUCCCUGGCAAAGGGAACAGAACUGAACAGGCUUUACCAAACCGCCAAUGAACUUGACAAUUGUGUUGCAAUGGCGUAGGCUGCGUGAUGUCACCUCUGGCCGUGUCUCUGGUCUCCCUGUUUUCCAAUUUAUCACAUUUGUAUGCAGCCGUGAUCAAGGGAAUGUAACUGCUGAAAGCUAGCUCGUGAUUGGCAUAUUAUGGAGUUAACGGGUGAAUAAUAAAAGUAUAUAUAUAUUAUAUAUAUAUAAA
Diceros bicornis minor is the source of this 1889-nucleotide messenger RNA. RefSeq names its product N-myristoyltransferase 1 (gene NMT1). NCBI's taxonomy places the organism in Eukaryota, Metazoa, Chordata, Mammalia, Perissodactyla, Rhinocerotidae. The record is from RefSeq and is a predicted model, not a curated record. Gene Ontology annotation, molecular function: glycylpeptide N-tetradecanoyltransferase activity. Gene Ontology annotation, biological process: N-terminal peptidyl-glycine N-myristoylation. Bases 53 to 1543 code for a protein of 496 amino acids. The transcript has 12 exons. Gene Ontology annotation, cellular component: cytoplasm.